Pectinophora gossypiella (pink bollworm) is the source of this 1431-nucleotide messenger RNA. RefSeq lists its product as uncharacterized. The record is from RefSeq and is a predicted model, not a curated record. NCBI's taxonomy places the organism in Eukaryota, Metazoa, Arthropoda, Insecta, Lepidoptera, Gelechiidae. The coding region runs from base 1 to 1338 and encodes 445 amino acids. The transcript has 8 exons.
AUGUGUUACCCUGAUGAUGAUGACUCCACGGCAUACUAUAACAAUGAUCACAUAAAUACAGACAAAACAAAACGAAUCUUGGACUGGAGCAACCUGCGGGCUGGUAGAGAAGCGCCUGCGACGUCAAUUAUGUCUCCCACACCAAAGCUAAAUUCUCCCGACGCAGCAGAAAUCAGAGAGGCCUUGAGGGUCAUAAUGGGGAACCGGAAUAUAGAAGAAUCAAUGACGGUGACCUCAACCACAACAUUUGAAGACACGUCAACUUCAACGCCAUGGUUCACCAUGCGGAACGCAUUGCCUACUUCCACAGCAUCCAUUGAUGCAUCCUCAGCUACCGUCGUAGAGACAACCAUAGAGACACCUGCUGCAGAUUUGCUGUCAUUAAAAGUAGCCACUGAAGACACCACAGCCGCUGAUGUGAAGGCUGUUUAUGACGACGAAGAAACGUCUGUUGACACUAUACUGGCGAAACGCGAUGACCAUAAUGUUAAUCAGAGUGCAGAAGCUGACAGACAACAUUUAAGACAAAGACCAAAAACCACGACGACCACUGUAACCACGACGACUAAGAGGAGAAAAAGAACAAGCACGUCCCCUUUUCCGCGAUUGGACAUACCGGCGCUAUUGGCCAUUAUAGCCAACCUCACAGUCGACUACAACUUGAAUCUUACCAUGAUGCUUAAUAGGUCACUGGACAAGUAUAACCUCCCGACAUGCCGUACCGGGCCCACCGUUUUGUCGACUACAGAAACACCUGUCCCGACCACAGAUGCCUACACCAACCUCACUGGUACAAUCAUGGGAAAGUGCUUCGUAUGUGGGCUGGUGGAACCCGAGAUGCCCCGUUCGGCGCCCUGCGCUGAUGCUUUUGCUGGAGACUUCCUUCCACUCGUGCCAGUAGACCCCACAGCUCGUGCCAACAUCGCCAAAUAUCGAAAGUAUUGCAGGUGGAUGAACAGCGCGCAGUAUGUGAUCAACGCUUCUGACCCACGGACCAUGUGGGGCAGGUGGACGGGGGGAUGUAGCGUGCGCUGGAUAGACCUCAACGGGAUCUACACUCAGCGGACAUGCCGCAACAGACAUAGAGCCGUGAUGGGCAGGCAUUUCGUCAGCCACAGAAUGGCCAAACUUGAGAUGGCUUUGCAGAACGUCGACAAUGGUUGUAUUAUUAGUCCGGUGGCGUCUCUUGUGCCCAUAUCGCGCGGAGUAUCUCUGUAUGCACGGUUCCACGUGUGCGUUUGUACAGGCAACUGGUGUAACCGCGCCCCUUCGUACCACCAAUGGACAACACACAUAGCUUUAUACACCAUAAUUAUGAGAGCUAUAUUCAUGUUUUAAAAGUUCACAGUCAAUUUCACAAAAACCCUUCUCCAUUACGUGCCUUUCGGGAUGGAAAAGCAGGAAAAAAAUACAUACACACAUACAUACAUA